UUUUUUUCCGCCUUUUCUGGAAGGAUUUCGCUGCUUCCCGAAGGUCUUGGACGAGCGCUCCAGCUCCGUGGGAAGGUUUUGGGCUCUCUGGCGCGGAUUUUGCAAUUUCUCCCUGGGGACUGUCGUGGAGCCGCGUCCACUGUGGAUUAUAAUUGCAACAUGACGCUGGAAGAGCUCGUGGCGUGCGACAACGCGGCGCAGAAGAUGCAGACGGUGACCGCCGCGGUGGAGGAGCUGUUGGUGGCCGCUCAGCGCCAGGAUCGCCUCACAGUGGGGGUGUACGAGUCGGCCAAGUUGAUGAAUGUGGACCCAGACAGCGUGGUCCUCUGCCUCUUGGCCAUUGACGAGGAGGAGGAGGAUGACAUCGCCCUGCAAAUCCACUUCACGCUCAUCCAGUCCUUCUGCUGCGACAACGACAUUAACAUCAUGCGGGUGUCGGGCAUGCAGCGCCUGGCACAGCUCCUGGGAGAGCCGGCCGAGACCCAGGGCACCACUGAGGCCCGAGACCUGCAUUGUCUCCUGGUCACGAACCCUCACACGGACGCCUGGAAGAGCCACGGCUUGGUGGAGGUAGCCAGCUACUGCGAAGAAAGCCGGGGCAACAACCAGUGGGUGCCCUACAUCUCUCUUCAGGAACGCUGAGGCCCUUCCCAGCAGCAGAACCUGUUGAGUUGCUGCCAAAAACAAAAAAUAAAAUAAAUAUUUGAACCCCCCUCCCCCCCAG
Messenger RNA from Macaca mulatta (Rhesus monkey), 724 nucleotides. It is a transcript of the gene GADD45B, whose product is annotated as growth arrest and DNA damage inducible beta. Lineage: Eukaryota; Metazoa; Chordata; Mammalia; Primates; Cercopithecidae. The record is from RefSeq and is marked provisional. Gene Ontology annotation, biological process: regulation of cell cycle. Gene Ontology annotation, cellular component: nucleus; cytoplasm.